Rhododendron vialii is the source of this 2290-nucleotide messenger RNA. Its product is annotated as probable methyltransferase PMT15. Bases 129 to 2078 code for a protein of 649 amino acids. The record is from RefSeq and is a predicted model, not a curated record. The transcript has 6 exons. Gene Ontology annotation, cellular component: trans-Golgi network; endosome; cytoplasm. NCBI's taxonomy places the organism in Eukaryota, Viridiplantae, Streptophyta, Magnoliopsida, Ericales, Ericaceae. Gene Ontology annotation, molecular function: methyltransferase activity.
CACACACAUGACUCCCUUCAUUAAUUAACAAAACCUCUUCCCCUUCUCUACUCUCACCAACUAUAAUACUCCAUACACAGAGAGAGAGAGAUCAGAGAGAGGCAAACGGCCGCACACUGGUCGUAGCCAUGGCGGAUUACUACAUCCCAACAUCAAAACACUCCACAACCUCCUCCUCCUUCUUAAAAAGAACCAACGUCGCUCCCUUCCUCUUCGUCGCCUUCCUCUGUUCCCUCGCUUACUCCCUCGGUCUCUGGCAACACACCCACUCCGCCACCACUUCCAACCUGGGCCAAACCAUCCCCUGCACCACCACCACCGCAAACACUACCACAACCACCACGUCCUCAACCAACCCCCGCCACUCCUCCGCCCCCUUAGACUUCUCGUCCCACCACUCUGCCGACGACGACGACGACACCUCCGGAACAACCUCCCUCGACGACACCAUCAAAGUCUACCCCCCGUGCGACGUCAAGUACAGCGAGUACACCCCGUGCGAGGACGCCAAGCGAUCCCUGAAAUUCAACAGGGACAGGCUUAUUUACAGGGAAAGGCAUUGUCCCGCGAAGGAAGAACUGCUCAAGUGCCGCGUGCCUGCGCCGUACGGGUACAAGAACCCGUUCAAGUGGCCCGCGAGCAGGGAUCUGGCGUGGUACGCGAAUGUGCCCCACAAGGAGCUGACGGUGGAGAAGGCGGUGCAGAACUGGAUUCGGUACGAGCCUGAGGGGCACCGGUUUAGGUUCCCCGGCGGCGGGACCAUGUUUCCCAAUGGAGCGGAUGCGUAUAUCGAUGAUAUCGGGAAGUUGAUCAAUCUUAAAGACGGGUCUGUUCGAACCGCCAUUGAUACCGGUUGCGGGGUUGCAAGCUGGGGAGCAUAUCUCCUGUCACGAAACAUACUUACCGUGUCGUUCGCACCUAGGGACUCGCAUGAAGCGCAGGUGCAAUUCGCUCUCGAGCGAGGAGUGCCUGCUUUGAUCGGAGUCCUUGCCUCCAUCAGACUUCCUUACCCGUCAAUGGCUUUCGACAUGGCUCACUGCUCUCGCUGCCUUAUUCCAUGGGGCCAACAUGGCGGCGUUUACUUGAUGGAAGUUGAUCGAGUUCUAAGGCCCGGUGGAUACUGGAUCCUGUCUGGUCCACCGAUCCGCUGGAAGAAAUACUGGAAAGGAUGGCAACGAACACAGGAGGACCUUAAUGCGGAACAGACUUCUAUUGAAAGUGUAGCCAAUAGCCUCUGCUGGAACAAGUUGGUUGAACAGGGUGACAUAGCUAUAUGGCAAAAACCUAUCAAUCACUUGCACUGCAAAGCUAACCGUAAAAUCACCCAAAAUCCGCCUUUGUGUCCCGCCCAGGAUCCCGAUACAGCCUGGUACACAAGAAUGGACUCUUGUUUGACUCCAUUGCCCGAGGUUUCCGGUGGUCAAGAAGUAGCUGGUGGGGAAUUAGCAAAAUGGCCACAGAGAUUGAAUGAAGUUCCCCCCAGGAUUUCAAGGGGAACUGUGGAAGGAGUGACAGCAGAGGUUUUCCAAGAAGACAAUGAGCUGUGGAAGAGGAGAGUGUCCUACUACAAAACUGUAAAUAACCAACUCGGGCAAACUGGAAGGUACAGAAACCUACUGGAUAUGAAUGCAUACUUGGGUGGAUUUGCUGCUGCUAUUGUUGGUGACCCUGUUUGGGUGAUGAACGUGGUUCCGGUCGAGGCGAAGGUCAAUACCCUCGGAGUUAUUUACGAACGCGGAUUGAUCGGAACGUAUCAGAACUGGUGUGAAGCAAUGUCUACUUACCCUAGAACUUAUGAUCUCAUUCAUGCUGAUUCAGUGUUCACCCUCUACAAGAACAGAUGUGAAAUGGAAGAUAUCCUGCUGGAAAUGGACAGAAUCCUGAGACCAGAAGGGAGUGUAAUAUUCAGGGACGAUGUGGAUGUGCUGGUGAAAGUGAAGAGGGUGAUAGAUGGAAUGAAGUGGGAUAGCCAGAUUGUGGACCAUGAAGAUGGACCCCUGAAGAGGGAGAAGCUUCUGUUUGCAGUCAAGGUUUACUGGACAGCUCCUGCUUCCCCUGAUCAACAAGGAUCUUCAUAGGGGGAGGCCAGGGCACUACUAAAUAUUUUCUUCUUCCUAUUUUUAAAUCCUUUUUUUUUCUUUUUACAGUUUGUUAUAGUUUUUUUGUUUUUGUUUUUUUUCAUUUCUUUCUCCUUUUGGAAAUGUACUCAUUUAAUUCUUUUGUGAUUUUGUUCGCCAAAUGCAGAGCCAAUAUUCAUCAAUACAAUCAAGUGUUUUGAUGUAGCCAAAAA